This is a messenger RNA of Saitoella complicata NRRL Y-17804, 2034 nucleotides long. RefSeq lists its product as uncharacterized. The transcript has a single exon. The record is from RefSeq and is a predicted model, not a curated record. The annotation marks the transcript as partial. Gene Ontology annotation, molecular function: protein kinase binding. Lineage: Eukaryota; Fungi; Ascomycota; Saitoellomycetes; Saitoellales; Saitoellaceae. Gene Ontology annotation, cellular component: cytoplasm.
AUGGCAUCGAUUGACGGCGACCAGUAUCUUCGGUCAUUGGCAUCGUAUAUUAGAUCGAAUGAACGUCGAUUAGCGGCUGCGUUACAAUCGAAACGGAAUGGGACGUCGACAUCUUCUACGGACGCAGCGGCAUCUGCCUUAUCUGCACUUUACUCAUGGACUACGGCUGGAGCAUCGGCACCUUCGCCCAUGCGACCGGUGACAUUGAGUCUAUCACCGCAUCACCUUUUCUACCUCCUCACCCGCUUCGAAGAACUCGGCAUCUCAGUCGGCCCUAUGAACGUACGCCUGGAAACCCUACACAACGAAGCAUCUCACCCCAACUACGUCUCCUUCCUGAAUGCACAUCAUCAAUCACGACGAAAAGACUUGACCAGCGACUCGGCAAGUAUGCGAAGUGUCAGCAGCAUCCGAAGCGUGAUGUCGGGUAUGUCAUCAUUAUGGUCAAUGGUCGCUGGUUCAGGACAACCGAGUGAGGAAAGGGCUGAGAGGAUUCGAAGGGCGUUGGAGGCGGAUAUCAAGUAUAUAUACAGUUGUUUCACAAAGUUACCGGCAUUACGACUUUCGCCCGAUAGAGGAUCGAAACUGAUAGAGGGAUAUGAGGAGUUUCCGUUCGAUACUGCGGUGCCAUUGUUGGCGUUCAAGAACGUGUCGUCGCUUGAGGUUGUGGAUCUAGACGUCCGACAAUUCUACGGCUGGGAUCAGAUUUCGGAGCGUGUUCGGUCCCUCGUGGUCAAACGCGGCGGCAUCGAAGAUGCGUCAGAAUUGAUCGUGGAUAUCGUGUUGGACGAUAUGGACAAACGAAGACAUCGAUCCGCGAAACACUCUCCGACGGGAACGGAUUACGGAUCAAACCCACCUAGCCCAAACUUAGCUAACGCGAGUUUUGGCAGUUUCGGGGCUGUACCGCAGAGUCCUAGACCUGGGAGUGGAGCACAGAACAACUCGGGCCCGAGGUCGGCUAGUCCACGAAGACCGGCGAGUGCGAGGGAUAGAGAAGGGUCGUGGCGGUUACGAUCACCUAGAUUGGCACGGUCCGAUACGAAUUCGUCAACUGCUUCGUCGGUGUCUGCGUCUAGUUCGAGUACGGUGCAACCGUCGGGUGCACAUUCGCCCGGUCAGCUCCCGGCUUCGAAGUGGAGAUUUUUGAGACAUCUCUCGUUGGCGGAUAAUGCGCUGCAUACCGUCUCGCAGGCUAGUGUCGUCCCGUUGGCGGGUACGCUCGUAAGUAUGGAUUUGUCGAGUAACCUGUUCUUGACCAUCCCUCAAGCUUUGUCGAAUUUGACUGCGCUGAAGAGUUUGAAUUUGGCGAAUAAUAUGAUUGAGUCGUUACAUUCGCUUACGCAUUCGCCGUUGGCUGCUGUUGCGGUUCUUAGUCUACGGGCGAAUAGGUUGAGAUCGCUGGCGGGGAUUGAACGGUUACCGACGCUUGAGAGGUUGGAUUUGAGGGAUAACAAGUUGACGGAUCCGACGGAGUUGGCGAGGUUGACGUCAUUGCCUAACCUAAGGGAAGUGUAUGUCGCGGAUAACCCAUUCUGCAAAACGCAUGCGAGUACGUACCGCAUUACCAUCUUCAACCUGUUCCGCUCCACCCCGGGAUAUGAGGAUGAUAUCGUAAUGGAUGGACAAGCACCUGGGUUGGUUGAGCGAAGAGCGUUGGUCGAUAGGGUUAACGACGUACUGGUUCCUGCUGCUGCGAUCCCGGAGUUUGAGGAGGUUGGAACGCUGGAGAGUAGUGGGCUUUCACGGGUGGAUAGUCCUGCGUCGGCGAUGGGCCCGCCGGAGGUUAAGUCUCGAAAGAAGAAGGUUGGGAGACGGCGGAUUGUGGAGUUGAGUGCACAAGAUGCUGCCGCACAGGCUAAUGCCACUGCUGCUGGCAGCGGUGGUGUUACGAGUGAUGACGCGUCUAGUGUGCAGACUGAUGCUGCGAUCUUGGGAACGAGUCCAGGCGAUAAAGGGGAGGAGUAUCGAAAGAAGAUCGAGGCUUUGAGGAAUGAGGUUGGGAGUGGGUGGUUGAGGGUACUUGAGGAGCAG